Molecule: messenger RNA, 2560 nt
Organism: Planococcus citri (citrus mealybug)
Lineage: Eukaryota; Metazoa; Arthropoda; Insecta; Hemiptera; Pseudococcidae
Exons: 2
Coding region: 297-2384 (695 amino acids)
Source: RefSeq, a predicted model, not a curated record
UGAAAUAUAUGAUCAUUGUGAGAAACAAGUUGAUGGCGUCCUCAUUUUGUCUGGGUACAGUCGCAGAUUUCGUAUUGUGGCAAGUGGCAUUUGAUCAGAAGACAGUGGACUUGAACUACUAUAGCCGUGUUAUGUGUGGAAGUUUUGGCGUUUCUCGUUAAAUUUUUCGGUGUGUUUUUGUAAUACCAUUUUCAUAUUUCUUGAUUUGCGAAGAUUGUGCGAAUAAUUGGCGUAUUUUCUUGAAUCCACAUGUAAGUGCGAUUUUUGUAAACAGAAACGACACAACUGACUUCGACAUGGACAACUUUGAAGAAUAUCCGUUCAUUUUCAUGAAUACUCCGGCAUCUCUGCAGAUCUUGGCGUCAACUGAAGUGGCAUUGAUGCUUUGGCGAGAUAAGUUUGCAAAUUCGCAUCAUUCAUACGCAAACUUGGAUUCAUUUUUGAAGCCAAAAUUCAGCUGCGAAGAAAUCCUCGUUUCACAGGUCCCAUCACGCAUCACAGCUCAAAUAGACGAACAAAUUGACGCCAUUCUCGAAGAAAUGAAAAACUGGAUAGAUUUUCAUUCAGAUCGGUAUUUGUUCGACGGCGAUUUUCGCGAAGCAUUUUCCAAGUGUAUAAAACACAUUGUCGUCGAUUUUUCAAGUUCCAUUGAUUAUAAAGCGACUGCCGUAAAUAUUUUAAAUGCCAGAGAAUUCAGUGAUGUGAAGAAUUAUAAAAUAGCUUGUACGUUUUGCUUAGAAGAUCACGUUAGACAGUUUUGGCCUUUGGUGGCAAAUGAUAAGCGAAUCGAAGUAAAUCAUUAUGAUUGCGACGUAUGGAAUCUAUCUUACUGGAAUGAAUGUAUGAAAUUCGGGAAAGAUUUGACCAACGAUGCCGAGUUGGUUAAAAGACAAAUGAAGGUGGCCCUGAGAUGGGAAAUUAAAGAAACAGGGUUCGAUGAUGUUUUUGAAAGUCUACCCUACCAUGAAAGCGUAUCGCGAACUAUUUCAUUUCUAUGGUAUCCUAAAGGCUUACCAGCGAUACGUUCACUACCAUUGAACCGAGUCCAAGUAGAAGAAUUAUUCAAAGAGGAUACCACUGCAAUUUUUCAAGUUUUGUUGAGCAAUGGGAAUUAUUUCCAGUACGCGUACCAGAUGUGGAUUCUUACGAAACAUAUAAUCUUGGAAAAUUUAUCGAGAUUCGAAUCGGUCAUAAACAUUUUGUUAUUAAUGGCAUUCCAUCCUCACCCCAGAAAUGGUCUGAUUGUCAAUCGAUGGUAUCAAAGCAACAAUUUGCUGUUGGAAAUAUGGUCGGAUAUUCCAAACGAAUUAAAAGUUCACGUUUCGGAAGUCUUUCUGUGCGAAGAGUUCCAUUACUUCUGGCGUUUGAAACCAAGAGAAUUCUCUAGUUAUUACGGUCGUGAUAUGACAUUUUUUGUAGAAUUUCUAACGCUUAACAAAUCCCAUAAUGAGUACAAUGAAAGGCUAUGGCGAGAUAAUUGGCAUAAAUUGGCAUUACGUACGAAGCCUUCGUGUUUUGAACAUUUGAUGAGAUUGUGUCUAUCGAAUAACGACGACAUCGAGAUUUUCAAAAACCGUUUUAGGGAGUUCAACGAUCUUUUCAGGUUGUUGAUGCAGGAAGGAUUUUAUUCGGACUUGAAAGAUUAUUUGAUAUUGUGUUCGAAGGAUGUAGAACAGUUUCAACAGCUGGGUGAAAAAGUGAUCGGUUCGAAUUUAGAUGUUGUUUUACUCCACGAUGACGAUAAAUUCGCUAAAUUCGACUGGUUCGUCGACCAAUUAGUAUUUUCGAACGUGAAAAAGGAUGCGGAUGACUUCAAAUUGCAGCUGAUCUCGUCAUUUAAAGGUUUACAAGGUUUGAUCAUAACGCAUCAUGCCUGCGGAAGUCCUUCGGAUUAUUUCAGUACAGCAGUGAACCGAUUUAUUGAUGCCAAUGAAGAGGAGUUGAAUCUAGUGAAACUUAAAUUAUCAGCAUUUUGUCGUUGUUAUCCAAUUGACAGCGAAUGGAAGGAGUACUCUUGGCUAGAAUUUGUCAAAUGGUGUAUUACCAAUGGACCGCAAAUUUCAGUCUCCAGGCAGUCUAUAAAUAUUGACGUGACUUUCGAUAUAGGCAUACGUUGUCACCUGCAUCGUGUGGGUUGUGACCACUUAGAAUUUCUAGACCGAUUGCUGAAGUGGUAUUUUGCAAACGACGAAGGCAAGAGAAAUUUCAAAUUGGAUAAAAUAAAAAACCACCAACAAUUUCCUCUUUUGAGUUAUAGAAUGACGAGUGAUUACGAUUUGUUGAAAUGGUUUUUUGAAGGUGAUAACGAAAAUUUACGUACAUUUUGCGAAACUAUUUGUUAUUGCCCGCAUUAUUGUUUUAUGCGUAACAAACUGGCUCGUUAGCGACUAUUCCCCAUUCCAAUAAAAAUCUAGCCUAGUGGUCUAUGUCUAGUCUACCUAUGUGUUCUUCAUUGAGUAAUCUACGUUAUUGAAGUUGUUCGUUUUAUAAUUUUAUUUUGUUGUGUAGAUGGUUUUGUAAUUUUGUAAUUUUCCAAUUUAUGUAAUUAUAUAAUUGAGAU